Messenger RNA from Selaginella moellendorffii, 1519 nucleotides. RefSeq names its product protein IQ-DOMAIN 31. The coding region runs from base 312 to 1406 and encodes 364 amino acids. NCBI's taxonomy places the organism in Eukaryota, Viridiplantae, Streptophyta, Lycopodiopsida, Selaginellales, Selaginellaceae. Gene Ontology annotation, molecular function: protein binding. The record is from RefSeq and is a predicted model, not a curated record. The transcript has 8 exons.
GUCUGGUGCGUCGUCUCUCUCUCUCUGGCGCCUCGAUCAGGUCCUGCCAGCGCGAACGGGACUGGAUUGGCCGCUGGAACGCAACGGCCGUGGCGGCAGCGGGCGAGGAGCUCCGGAAUCUCGCGAUUCCGGCUUGGUUUUGCUGCGGCGGCGCGAAUCGCAGGGGAAUUCUAGAAUUCUUGUGGAAUUCCAUCCGGCGCGAGGAUUUUGGAGAAGAAGUGGUCCUCACGGAGCUACAUUUUCUAUUCUAGACGGGGAUUGAUUGAUGCUCCUUUGAGCCAAGGGUUUUUUUGUCGGGGAGAACAAACGCUAUGGGCAAGUCUACAAAGUGGCUUGGAAAGUUCUUGGGUGUGAGAAAGUUCAAAUCCCCUCUCAAGGAGAAGGAUAAGUCGUCGUCUCCAGAGGAACACGAUGGCCAGGAGAAAAUUCCUGCCGAUUCUUCCCCAGCUCAGAACCAGGCCCAGGUUUCUCCGGAAGUCAUUGCAGCUCCCACCACCGAGGCCCCAAACGAACCAUUCAAUGCACAGCCUAUAAUUGCAACGCACGAUGGAAUUCCGGAUGGAAUUAUCACCACAGGGAAUGCAGCAGCUAUAAAGAUCCAAACAGCAUUCCGAGCCUUCCUGGUAACGAAGGGUAUGAUGGUGGAUGAUUUUGUCCAGGCCAGGCGAGCAUUGCGGGCUCUCAAGGGCCUUGUCAGGUUGCAGGCCUUGGUUCGAGGACACAGCGUGAGAAAGCAGGCUGCGAUCUCGCUGAGAACUGUACUCGCUAUCGUUAAAGUGCAAGCUCUGGCCAGAGGCCACCGCGUCAGAAGCUCCCAAGGCGGCCAGAGCAUUCAGAAGCAGCUAUGGAAUAAACGACAGGGCAGCUCCGAGGCGGAUCCUUCUUCGGAGCUUAGCGGCAACGAUGCUGUAACAGUUAUAAACGUAGUACGAGCUAAGCCUAGCAAAGCUGAUGUGAGCAAGUUCGAUCAGAAGCUCGUCGCGUACGCACCAACGCAAACCAGGCUGUUUAAAAACCCCGUUAUCCGGCCCGAGUGGACGUGGUUGGAGUUUUGGACAGCUGUGGAGCCUUGGAAGCCUGCCACUGAACCGGCAAGCGUGGCAGAGACCAGCAGCUCCAAGAACGGCGACGUGAAUGGCGACCACGCGCCAGCGUCGAAGAGCUCCGAGAAGCGAUCCAAGGCGGACAGGUCCGUGCCGAGCUACAUGGCGGCCACGGAAUCGGCAAGAGCAAAGGCUCGCGUGAGCAGUCCCGGCACCGCCGCGAGCAGCACGUCACCCGCGGACAAUGGCAAGCUCUCGCCGGCUGCUAUCAAGAGAAGGUUCUCUCUCCCUGGAACGCAUGGGCGGUUUCAGGACCCCAUCACGCAUCCCCGCAGGCUGAGCUUCCCAGUUCGCGCGAGGUGAAAUUGGGGGAAAGAUAUUUGAGGAAUUGUGCAGUGUUGCCGUGUGUGGGUUCCCUUUUUCCUUUUCUUUUGAUAAAUAAAAUGUAAAUCAUUCUAAAGUUAUAAAGGGUUUAA